Molecule: messenger RNA, 516 nt
Organism: Eremomyces bilateralis CBS 781.70
Lineage: Eukaryota; Fungi; Ascomycota; Dothideomycetes; Eremomycetales; Eremomycetaceae
Exons: 3
Coding region: 1-516 (171 amino acids)
Biological process (GO): proteasome assembly
Cellular component (GO): nucleus; cytoplasm
Source: RefSeq, a predicted model, not a curated record
AUGUUUGGGGGGGUGGUGGUGAAAUGGGGGAGGUCGGGGUCUCUCCGCUUCAUCCCCUCAUCCUCUAACGCAACCCAAACCCCCAACCACCCAUCCGCCCCUUCAGCCCCCGGCGUCCCCGACACCCUCCGCGGCCACCUCGACCUCACCGCGACCCUCACCCCCUCAUCCACCUCCUCGAAACCCGCCGCCACCGCGACGCCCACCCCCAUCACCUCCCAUCCGCUCGAAGCCCGCCUGAUGCAGUGGCGCGCGACGCAGGACGCCUUGAAGAUGGAGACGCUGCGCCGGGUGUACGGGAUCGCGGAGCCGGUGAAGCGCGGGAUGGAGCUACAAAUUGUCGGAGCGGGCGAGUGGGCGCCGGCGAUGGUGGGAGGGACGGCGGCGGUGCAUCGGGAGGUGUUGGAGGGGAGGGAGAUGGAUGUGGCAUGGGAGGAUGUGUUUGUUGGGAAUGAGACGAGAGAGGUGCCGGAUUUCCAUUCGGAGAUGGAGGGGAACUUUAAGAUGAAUUGGUAG